UAUAAGCUGAAAUUCAAACACUAGCAGUCAAUCGAUGUAUUUAUUAACAAUGUGGUAAAAUUAUAUUUUAUUGAAGAAAAUAUUGGAAUUAGUUGAAUAAUGUCUGCGAUACAAAAUCCAAACAAUGGAUGUGAUGCUAUAAAUUGGCCUGAUGAGGCAAAUGCUGUGAUAAACGAUAUAAAGAGUCACGUACGGCAGUUGUUUAUAUCUACGAUUCUCCCGCCGACUGAUUUAGACAUUUAUUUGAACUGUGAAACAUUAGAAUCAAAGAAGUGUACCAUUCGUUUGUCCAACGAUGGAUUUCAAAUUGUUAGCAAUUCCUUUGAUAAAAUUGAAGAUUUAAACGGAUACCCGUAUGAAACACCGUAUGCACUACUGAAUGAACUAAGCCCUGCCUACAUUAACUCAUUCGGUAAUGAAUUAACAAAUGCAUUAUUCAAUCUGCAGCGAAAUGAAGAAUAGCCAAAUAAAACGAUCCACAUUGACAAAUAAACCGCUCUUGAAAUGAUUUAAGACACAAUUUAAAUUGAAUACACCGAUAUGAUUUAGAUUUGCCAUCAAUUUGCUUAAUUAGUUCAGGCUAGAAGCACAUUUUUAUGAGAGUAUCGAUGUUCUUUUACCUUUUAGUUCUGCAUUCGGAUUUUUCAUACAAAAUACUUCAGACCACAAAUGAAAUUAGCAAAUAAAACACAUGUGAUUUAA
Contarinia nasturtii (swede midge) is the source of this 702-nucleotide messenger RNA. RefSeq names its product GSK3B-interacting protein. Gene Ontology annotation, biological process: regulation of canonical Wnt signaling pathway. NCBI's taxonomy places the organism in Eukaryota, Metazoa, Arthropoda, Insecta, Diptera, Cecidomyiidae. The transcript has 2 exons. Bases 100 to 462 code for a protein of 120 amino acids. Gene Ontology annotation, cellular component: cytoplasm. The record is from RefSeq and is a predicted model, not a curated record. Gene Ontology annotation, molecular function: protein kinase A binding; kinase regulator activity.